UUGAUGAAGUUAUUUGAUGUAACAAAAUAGUUUUAUCAUUGUCUUUGGGAUACUACUGAAUGUUGAUUUAGAAUUUUGUGAGAACUUUUUUUCACCGUUUGGUAUUUAAUUUUCGAAAAAAUCUUUCGCAAAUUAAUAAAAAUAAAAAGGUCCCACAAACUUUCGCGAUUUCGUCAGUUUUUGGUAAUUGUGUUUCCGCUUCAAUGUGUUACAAAAAUUUCAGUGUUCAAUUUCAUUGUGAUCAGUGUUUUACUUUCUUCAGUUAUUCCCACGUAAACGCAUAGUGUCAAAGAUUACGAAUUAUGUUACUUAGAGCAGAUAUGCGAAUAAUUGUAAUCCCUCAUUGACGAUGGGAAGAGCAUUAAGAAUUAGAAAACGUAAAAACAAAAACAAAAAAAAUGAGACCGCAUCUUUCAGUCGAGAUGUAGAAUAUCUAGAGCUAAUUCAGUGGAUGAAAGAACAUGGUUGGAAGCCUUCUUGUAAAUUGGUCUCAUCUCACUUUACUAAAACCGGAAGAGGACUGAUGGCUAAAGAAAGGAUAUUUGCUGGCACCGCAAUCGCAAAAAUUCCAUAUAAAUUGUUGAUCACCGUAAAAACUGUUUUGCAAUCAGAUAUCAAGUGGAUAUUCACCAAUAAGAAUGCUUUCAUCACUCAGCAAGUUCUGUCUGCAUUCCUUGUGUGGGAACAUCAUCUUGGAGAAUUAUCUGUCUGGAAGAAAUACAUGAACUGCCUACCAAAAACGUUUUCGUGUCCUGUGUUUUGCAGUGAUAUUGAUUGGCUCCCUAAAACAAUUCGGGAGAAAGUUCUGGAUAUGAAAGAUAAAGUUAUGAAAACAUUCAAUUCCAUUCUAAAUUGUAUAGGAUUUCAUAAAUGUAUCCAUUGCGGUAUCAAUUUGAGCGAUAUUUUCAUUUAUGACGUAUAUUUAUGGGCAUGGUGCGUAGUGAGUACUCGCGCUGUGUACCUCAGUCCUAAAAUUAAUUCGCAAAAUUCCAUUCUUCUAACGGAUGAAAAUAAUUUGGCAUUAGCUCCAUAUGUUGAUUUAUUCAAUCAUAGCUAUGAUUCGGAAGUGAAAGCUUAUGCUGUUGAAUCUGAAGGUAUAUAUCAAAUAGAAACACUCAUACCGUUUCUGAAAAACGAGCAGAUUUUUAUUAACUAUGGGCCAUUAUCCAAUGAUAGACUAUUUAUCGAUUAUGGGUUCAUAAUUCCAUCAAAUAUCCAAGAUGAUGUUGCAUUUUCUUAUGAAAAUGUGCUCUCUGCCACCAAUCAGCUGUUCCCUUCUAAUAAACCUAUUAAUGAAUUUCGUUUGAAAUUUUUGAAACAAAGAAAUUUAUUCAGUAAGAUUUGCUGUUACGCUGGUGGUAUAUCUUGGGAUUGUCAAGCUCUAAUUUAUGUGUUCAUAUGUUCACCUGAAGUAAACAUUGAAGAAAUUAAACUAAAUAUUUUCUCUGAUAGAUUCAAAUUAUUGUGUUCAGCUAAUAUAGCUCGUGUAGCUGAAUUAUUACUUGCCACAAAAUAUGAAGACUAUAAACACGAAUUGAAUGUUUUAAAACAACAUCAUUCAAAUCCAGCAAUUAGAGAAGAUUGUUUUUCAGCAGCUUGUAUGUUGUAUGAAGAACACUUAAGUUUAUUAAAUAAAUGUAAAACAAGUUUAAAAGAUAAUAAAGAAUAAAGUUUUCGCA
Messenger RNA from Planococcus citri (citrus mealybug), 1679 nucleotides. RefSeq names its product SET domain-containing protein 4. NCBI's taxonomy places the organism in Eukaryota, Metazoa, Arthropoda, Insecta, Hemiptera, Pseudococcidae. Bases 350 to 1669 code for a protein of 439 amino acids. The record is from RefSeq and is a predicted model, not a curated record. Gene Ontology annotation, molecular function: protein-lysine N-methyltransferase activity; protein binding. The transcript has 2 exons. Gene Ontology annotation, biological process: peptidyl-lysine monomethylation; peptidyl-lysine trimethylation.